AUGGAUCAAUUUUAAUCUUUCGAAAUCAAUAUAUAACAUGAGUAGAAUUCUAGAGCAUCUGAUAAAUAAAUUUAAUCAGAAGUUUAAAAAAUAAGUAAUUGUUCUAGAAGAGCUUGGUCAUUAAAGGAAGACAAUAAAUUAAAGUAUGCUAUAAAAUAGAAUGGUACAAACUGGAUAAACGUUGCGUCAGCCAUGUAAAAUAGAAAUCCUUCUUAAUGUGCUUAACGAUGGAAAAGAAUAAAACCUUACAAUGUAAAAUUGUAUGUGAAUUUAGUUGUUUAGUAAGAGAUAACCAUGGACAAAUAAUGAGGAUUAAUAGUUGUUGACAUUAGUUUAGACACAUAAAAACAACUGGGUCUAAAUUGCCAAGAAAAUUCCAAACAGAACAAGUAAAUAAGUGAGAGAAAGAUUUGUUAACAAGUUAAAUCCAGAAAUCAAUCAAUAGCCUUUCACAGAAGCUGAAGACAAGCUUAUUGUUGAAGGAUUUAAAACUUUUGGGUCAAAAUGGUGUAAAAUUUCAAAAAUGCUCAAAGGUAGACCGGUAUUAUCAUAUUAUUAUAUAAAAGGAGAAUAUCAUUAAAAAUAGAUUUUAUUCCUAUCUUCGUAAGCAUUAUCUAUAAAUUGAUAAUCCUUAUUAUAUAAUUCCUCAACAAAAUUUAGAAUCCUCUGAAUAGUACCAAAAAAAAAAUAAACAAAAAAUAGAAAAAUCGUUAUAAAAAAUGAAUAAACACAAAAAAGAAAAAAAAAUAAAGAUUACUUAAGAACCAACUGAGGAAGGCUAAGACAAAAUGAUAAAUACAAUAUAAUCAAAAAAUGAAUUUGUUCCGAAAGACAUUUAGAAAUAAUAAGAUAUUGAAUAAAUUUAAAUUAAGGUUGAAACUAUGAUUUCCUAAUCCUCAGAUAUUUAGAAAUAAAAUGAAAACUUUCAAGAUUGUAACUUAUUAUAAUCAAUAAAAGAAGAGCCAAAAGAAAAUAAUUAUUAAGCUUUACUUCAAAAUAAAAAAGAUGAAAAUUCGUAAGCUAAUUUUUCUACAAAUUCUUUUGUUCAAAAUCCUACUUUACUUUUUAAUAAUAUUUAUUAUUAUAUACCUUAAAUUGGAUUGCCAUAUAUUCCAUAAUAUUUUUUGGCUACUCCGAUUAUUUAAUAUGGUGUAUCAAGUUAAGAAACUUUGUUCUAAAAACCCUUGGAAAUGUAAUAUACAAAUUCAAAUUGA
Messenger RNA from Paramecium sonneborni, 1214 nucleotides. Lineage: Eukaryota; Ciliophora; Oligohymenophorea; Peniculida; Parameciidae. The record is from the annotation of a GenBank genome assembly.